Acanthocheilonema viteae is the source of this 282-nucleotide messenger RNA. The record is from the annotation of a GenBank genome assembly. Lineage: Eukaryota; Metazoa; Nematoda; Chromadorea; Rhabditida; Onchocercidae.
AUGCGUGAUUGCAGUGAAUUCCCAGGUAAUGCACGUUCUUGCAAGGAAACAUUUCGCCUAUAUGCUGUUCAGGUAAUGAACAGUGAACAGUAUCAAAAUAUUUGGAAUUCCGAUUAUUGGGAUUUGAUAGAUCGAAUAACCGCUGAUACAGGACGACAUUCGAAACACGAUCCAACAACUGCUGCUGUAAAUCAAGAAGUUCGCAGCUAUACGGUUACUAAAGAUGCUGUAUAUUUUGCUUUUCGAGAUUCGGGUGCUUGUAUAUCAAUACUCAAUAUUAAG